Messenger RNA from Aspergillus viridinutans, 1089 nucleotides. RefSeq lists its product as uncharacterized. The transcript has 2 exons. Gene Ontology annotation, molecular function: oxidoreductase activity, acting on CH-OH group of donors; flavin adenine dinucleotide binding. Bases 1 to 1089 code for a protein of 362 amino acids. Lineage: Eukaryota; Fungi; Ascomycota; Eurotiomycetes; Eurotiales; Aspergillaceae. The record is from RefSeq and is a predicted model, not a curated record.
AUGGAGGAGAAGUCUCUUCCAUGGUUCAACAACACGAAGGCAUCCGACGUCUUCCUGACGGUCAGUGGUCCAGCAUUAAGCAAUUAUGACCAACUCAAGCAUUGCAGCGUCCCUUUCCAAGUUCCUCCAAGUAGCACAGACGACAACAAAAUUGCGCCAGAGGCCACAGGCAUCAUCAGCAAUCCCGAGAGAGUAGCAGAUCAGACAUACGACUAUAUAAUCGCCGGAGGAGGUCUGACAGGUCUCACGCUCGCUGCCAAGCCUCUCGACCAUCCGGACAAGUUCAACGUUCUGGUGAUUGAGAGCGGAUACUACGGGUCUGAAUACGGUCCCAUCAUCGACGAUUUGAACGCAUAUGGUGAGAUCUUUGGCAGCAGCGUUGACCAUGCCUAUGAGACCAGCCCCCAGAUCCACCAGCGGGUUGAGAUCAUUCGGUCCGGCAAUGGCCUCGGAGGGUCCACUCUUAUCAACGGCGGAACUUGGACACGUCCACACAGAGAUCAGAUCGAUUCCUGGGAACAUGUCUUUGGAAAUACUGACUGGAACUGGGACAACCUGAAAAAAUACAUGGACGAGAUUGAGAAGCCUCGAGAUCCAACGAAGGACAAGGAUGUGACCGAAGGCCAUCACCACCCUUAUGACCGGAGCUGCCAUAACUCCAAGCCUGACGAGGGCAAGGUAGAGGUUGGCGCGCGAGAUCGAAAGACCAAUUGGUCGCCACUUAUCUUUGCGCUAAUGCAAACUGUCAAUGACACCACUGGCGCGCCAUAUCAGCAGGACCUCUGCUGCGGUAUUCCGCACGGCGUGUCUAUGUUCCUCAACACCCUGACCAAGGGGCAGGUCCGCACGGAUGCUGCGCGGUCGUGGCUGGAGCCCGUGCUCAAGGACAACUCGACAAAAGCCCGCAUUACCGUCCUGACCGGCCAGCUUGUGGGCAGAGUCAAUCUCGAGCCAACUGAGAAGGAUGACCCAAAGUACAAAGCGACGGGUGUUGAAUUUUCGGCACCCACCGCAAGAAGGGCUGGAGGUUCAACGUCAGGGCGAAGCACGAGGUUCUCCUCGCUGCUGGAUCGACUAUCUCCCCUCUGA